Molecule: messenger RNA, 1878 nt
Organism: Bufo bufo (common toad)
Lineage: Eukaryota; Metazoa; Chordata; Amphibia; Anura; Bufonidae
Product: polyadenylate-binding protein 1-like
Exons: 1
Coding region: 16-1866 (616 amino acids)
Cellular component (GO): cytosol; ribonucleoprotein complex; nucleus
Molecular function (GO): mRNA 3'-UTR binding; poly(U) RNA binding; poly(A) binding
Source: RefSeq, a predicted model, not a curated record
UAUACGCAGCAGAAAAUGGACCCUGAGCACCGCAAACCCACCGGGACCUCCCUGUACAUAGCCAACCUGCACCCGGAGGUCUCAGAACUGGUGUUAUUUGAGAAGUUCCGCCCGGUGGGCCCCAUCAUGUCCAUCAGGGUGUGCAGAGACCCGGUAACUCGGCGAUCUUACGGGUAUGCCUACGUAAAUUUCCAGUGUGCAUUAGAUGCCCAGCGUGUGGUGGAUACCAUGAACUAUGAUGUCCUGUGUGGCAGGCCUAUGCGCAUUAUGUGGUCCUUACAUGACCCAUCCCUGUAUAAGAGUGGGGUGUUCAUCAAGAACCUGGAUUCCACCAUUGAUGAUAAAGCCCUGCAGGAGACAUUUUCUACUUUUGGGAAAAUAUUGUCCUUCAAUGUUAUGGGUGAUGAAAAAAGCUCUGCAUUGGUUCAUUUUGAGAGCCCGGAGGCGGCAGGGAGGGCUAUAGAUCAAAUGAAUGGUGUGCUUCUAAAUAACAGUAAAAUAUCAGUUGGGCGCUUCAAGUCACGCAGUGCACGGGAAGUAGAGUUUAGUGCCCGAGCAACCAAGGAGUUCACUAACAUCUAUAUCAAGAACUUUGGAGAAGAAGUAGAUGAUGGACAGCUCAAGGAUUUGUUUGACGAUUAUGGCCGUUUGGUCAGUGCCAAAGUCAUGACUGAUGAAGUCGGCAAGUCAAAAGGAUUCGGCUUUGUCAACUUUGAGAGACAUGAAGAUGCGCAAAAAGCAGCUGAAGAAAUGAAUGGAAAGAACAUGAAUGGUAAGGUCAUUUACGUGGGCCGAGCCCAGAAGAAGGCUGAGAGGCAAUUUGAGCUUAAGAGAAAGUUUGAACAAAUAAAGCGAGACAGGAUCACCAGAUACCAGGAUUCCAACCUCUACGUUAAAAAUCUUGACCUCAGUAUUGAUGAUGAAAGGCUGCGAAAAGAGUUCUCUCCGUUUGGUACCAUCACCAGUGCAAAGGUCAUGAUGGAAGGUGGACACAGCAAAGGAUUUGGUUUUGUAUGCUUUUCCUCCCCACAAGAGGCAAUCCAAGCUCUCGCAGAAAUGAAUGGUAGAAUUAUGGCUAGGAAACCACUGUAUGUUUCCCUGGCACAGCGCAAGGAGGAACGUCAAGCAAAGCUAACCGACCAAUAUAUGGAGAAGUUGGCCUGCGGUAGAGCUGUACCCAACCCAGGCAGCUCUUAUCAGUUACCUUUAUUCAGCACCAUGCCAACUAUUCCACCAGCUCAGAUCCAGGCUGCUUAUUAUAAAAAUAGGCAGAUCGCUCAAAUUAGGCCAAGUCCCCCUUGGAAACUACAGAGUGAUGGACUUCACCGGUUCCAGAAUAUGCCCAGGACCAUCCAACCUCCUGCUCCAAGACUUCCAGCUGUUAACACUGAUGCUGUGGUAACCACUUCAACACAAACAGUAGGACUACAACCUACUGGCGCCACUGCACUAACACCUACCGUAACAGGACAUUCAGUCCGUCAGUAUAAGUAUAGUAUUGGUGCUCGUAAUCUCCAUACGCUUCAGGAACAAGUUAAUAGGCCACCAUACCCUGCUGUGCAGCAGGCUACUGUCCAUGUGCAAGGACAAGGGCCCCUUACUGCCACCACGCUGUCUUCAGCUUCUCCAGAGGAGCAGAAAGAAAUGCUGGGGGAGCGCCUCUUCCCUCUGGUUCGGAGCAUACAACCUACAAAAGCUAAUAAAAUCACAGGAAUGUUACUUGAGCUAGAUAAUUCUGAAUUGCUCCACAUGCUUGAGUCACCAGAGUCCCUCCGCUCAAUGGUAGAUGAAGCCGUUGGAGUACUGCAAGCUCAUCAGGCUGAGGAAAAGUCACAUGAAACUGCUGAUGAAACAGAAGCCGUGUAAAGAAGGCUGAGA